GACAGAAGGACACCAAGGUAGCUGUGUGAAACAGCUGUGUAAAACAGCAGGUGUUCCUGAGAAACACUGAGGUAGCAGCCAAAAAAGUCCAGGACACCUGAAUAGUUUUCUACCUGUUGGCACAAGUGGGUUAAAAGGCUAGAGGCAGUGAGUUUGUGUGCGUGUGUGUAAAGACAAUUAGCUACGCACAGGGAGAGAGAGGAACGGAAUACCUGAAGUGCCUAUUGGGGAGUUUUAAAAAUUCUUUUGUCUUGAAUGAGUUGGCUGUGCUGAAGCAUGUUUAGGAAAACGACUCUGCCGACAGUCUCUAAUGGCAGCUACCUGGAAGAGCAAUCAAAUGACAGGGUGGUCUCUGCACGCAACACCAAGGCAGUGCAGGAAGACAAAGUGGUCCUGAAGAAGAAAGUCACUUUUCUGAGAGGGGUAUCAAUUAUCAUUGGCACCAUCAUUGGAGCAGGAAUAUUCAUCUCUCCCAAAGGAAUACUUGAAAACACAGGCAAUGUGGGUAUGUCCUUGACUGUGUGGAUCAUCUGCGGCAUCCUUUCACUCUUUGGUGCUCUCUGUUAUGCUGAACUGGGAACAAGUAUUAAGAAAUCUGGAGGGCACUAUACAUACAUCCUGGAAGCCUUUGGUCCAUUGCCUGCAUUUGUAAGAGUCUGGGUGGAACUCCUCAUCAUACGCCCAGCUGCAACCUCAGUGAUAUCUCUGGCAUUUGGACGCUACAUUCUGGAACCAUUUUUCAUGCAGUGUGAAAUCCCUGACCUUGCUGUUAAACUUAUUACAGCUGUGGCCAUCACGUUGGUAAUGCUUCUGAAUAGCAUGAGUGUCAGCUGGAGUGCCCGCAUCCAGAUUUUCCUCACCUUUUGCAAGCUCGUAGCAAUUUUGAUAAUUAUAGUCCCUGGAGUGAUGCAGCUAAUUAAAGGUGAAACUCAUCACUUUAAAGAUGCAUUUGUAGGAAAUGCAGCCAUUGUCAAAGGAUUGCCUCUUGCUUUUUAUUCGGGAAUGUAUGCCUACUCAGGCUGGUUUUACCUCAAUUUUGUUACUGAAGAGGUAGAGAACCCUGAAAGAAAUAUACCGCUUGCCAUUUGCACUUCAAUGGUUAUUGUCACAGUUGGCUAUGUGUUAACAAAUGUGGCCUAUUUUACAACCAUCAGCCCUGAAGAUCUGCUGACGUCCAAGGCAGUUGCAGUGACUUUUUCUGAACGUUUACUGGGGAGUUUUUCUUUAGCUGUUCCCAUCUUUGUUGCACUCUCUUGCUUUGGGUCAAUGAAUGGUGGUAUUUUUGCUGUCUCCAGAAUGUUCUACGUUGCAUCCCGUGAGGGUCACCUUCCAGAAAUUCUCUCCAUGAUUCAUGUUCGCAAGCACACUCCUCUGCCAGCUGUCAUUGUUUUGCACCCUCUGACUAUGAUAAUGCUCUUCACAAGUGAUAUCUACAGUCUCUUGAAUUUUCUCAGCUUUGCCAGGUGGCUUUUUAUAGGAUUGGCAGUUGCUGGGAUGAUUUACCUCCGAUAUAAACGUCCUAAUAUGCCUCGUCCCUUCAAGGUUCCACUCUUUAUUCCUGCUCUGUUUUCCUUCACCUGCUUCUUCAUGGUUGCACUGUCACUUUAUGCUGACCCUGUCAAUACUGGCAUUGGCUUUGCAAUAACACUGACUGGUGUCCCUGCUUACUACCUCUUCAUCAUAUGGGACAAGAAGCCAAGGUGGUUUAGGCAACUCUUGGACUGGACAACUUUAUCACUACAAAUAAUCUUGGAAGUUGUUCCUGAAGAGGAGAGGCAGAUAUCCUGAUCUUCAAAGCCGUUGGAAAAACAAGAUUUGAUCAAGCAUCUAAAACUAGAAAACGUAGGAAAAGCACACCAGUUUUAGAUUGAUUUCUGAUAAGAAACUACAAAUGGAACUGUUUGAUGGUGUCAAACAUUUUAAAGUGUGGUUAGCUGCUAUUAUAGACAUGUUAACAACAGUCUUGAAAGAAGAUACUAUGAAAACUUUGUGAAACAAAUUGCAUUUUCUCUAGUUUACGAGAAUUUAGUCAAUGUGACAUGACAUCCUCUUGAUGAUAUUGUAUCAUAUGAGGGAUGCUGUUUUUCAUAUUGAUAGUUUUUAUUGUAGUGCAAAUGAACAUUUGUUUUAAAAAUGUUCAAAAAUAGCUAAAAAUGAUAGAAAUGAUGGUAUUUAUUGGGCCUGAAGAAAUACAGACGUAUAUAAAGAACUGCUAAAACCAUUAUUCUCACUUCAUAGUUUUAAUAUCAACCUUCUCAUUUAGCUGAGAACAACUAACACAUAUACCAUUAUCUUUCUCAUUUGUUGAUGGUAUGAAUAAUCACCCAGAUGCCUUAUACUGAUGUAGCUACAGCAGCAUCCUGUGCUUGAGGUGAUUGCGGCAGGUCAGUCCUUCUGAAUGGUGCCAGCUGAAAAUUAAUGUUGUGACUAUAUUACACAUUAUGGGUGGAUUUUGUGCAGCAUUAAUUAAGAAACUGGUGAGAGUGGACUUCUCACAUUUCUCUUUCCAGGAGCUGUCUACUAGCCUCAAAAGAAGUGAUCUCAAAAGUGGAGGCACCUAUCUGGACAAAGACAGCCAACUACACUAAGAAGGGCAAAGUGAGGAACACUGUUCCUCUUGGCCUUUUCUAUUGGUAAAACUUACUACUAGAAUAGGUUGGAGGCAUCAUUUGCCACCUUCCUUUUCUAAGUGCAGCUGUUUGAGUUGCAUGGGUUUUCAUGGCAUCAUCUUUUUGAAGUUCACUGAUGGCUAUUGGGGCAAGGGAGAAGCACAAAAUAUCCUCUUCCACCUUUGUCUGACUGUGGUGCUCCAUAGAAUCUAACCUGUAUUACAUAUUCUGGGUGGUAGCACCUUAUAGCACUUUGAUGACUGAAAAAUCUCUGGAGUGUCAGAGAUUAUUAUAUCCAACCCAAGACCUUGCCCUAAUAUCACUUGUCAUUUCAGUGUUUCAGACAUGAGCAUUGUGCCAAAUCUGGUUGUAAUGACUGUUGCUUUUGACUCAUUUUUCUACACCAGCAAUUCUGUGAUGGUCCCAUGAGAACAAAAUCUAAUUAUGUGUUGCCCAAAGCAACAGUAUUUCAGCCUGAUACUACAAAUAUAUUGGAAUAAAUACAGCUCAUAGAAUUGGGCCAGAAUAGGAAUAGAUUUCCUGUAUCUGCUAAAAGUAUGGUAAUACAGCUGUAACUGGACUAUUACUAUCUUCCUUACAAAAAGUGAGGUAUCUUAGAAUUUAUUUUCGUAAUGACUCUGUAAAUGUAGAGUUUUGCAUUUGAUUGAAAUACUUAUCUCAGUCUGAAGACAAAUAAUUAUUGAGUCUGAUUUCAUCAUAUACUUUCAGUUCUCUCCACUUUAAUUAUAGCAGUUACCAAUGCAUUGGUGGUUUGCACACUGGGGAUCUUUGGGAUUAUUGCCAGAAUCCAAGAAACCAUGCAAAUGG
Molecule: messenger RNA, 3437 nt
Organism: Sphaerodactylus townsendi
Lineage: Eukaryota; Metazoa; Chordata; Lepidosauria; Squamata; Sphaerodactylidae
Gene: SLC7A11
Product: solute carrier family 7 member 11
Exons: 12
Coding region: 277-1788 (503 amino acids)
Biological process (GO): amino acid transmembrane transport
Cellular component (GO): membrane
Molecular function (GO): L-amino acid transmembrane transporter activity
Source: RefSeq, a predicted model, not a curated record